Penicillium manginii is the source of this 2523-nucleotide messenger RNA. RefSeq names its product protein arginine N-methyltransferase. The transcript is spliced from 5 exons. Gene Ontology annotation, cellular component: cytosol; nucleus. The record is from RefSeq and is a predicted model, not a curated record. Gene Ontology annotation, biological process: peptidyl-arginine N-methylation; regulation of DNA-templated transcription. NCBI's taxonomy places the organism in Eukaryota, Fungi, Ascomycota, Eurotiomycetes, Eurotiales, Aspergillaceae. The coding region runs from base 1 to 2523 and encodes 840 amino acids.
AUGGAAAACUACGCCUCUGAUGACCCAGGUCCAGCCUUCCUUAUCGGUCACCAUGAAAGUAACCGAUCUAUGGCCGUGACCACCGAUACCAUCUUCAAGGUUCACGAAUCUAACUAUGAUAUGUUGACGGCACCUAUCACAACCCCUCACUUUCAUUCACGGGUCUUGGGGCUGCUCUCUUCUUAUCUGUCCAACCUCCAGUCACCAACAUAUGACUCCAUUGGGACUAUGGGAACGUCUCAGAACACCCGAGUGAUUAGUAGCUGGAUUGACCUGUGCUCGCCAGAUCCUUUGAUCGCAGACUUGUCGCGCCAGGUGCUGCUUUUGGAGGUUGCAUACGCCGCUUUCUGUGGUAUUGGGUAUCUUUUGGUCCCUAGCCCCAAACUACACCAUGGUGAUCUUCAUUCAGAGGGUGUGGUUUACUAUGCUCGGGCUAUUCAGGAUGCGAUCAACCUUGGUCCCUACAUCCAGUUUCAUAUCUGGCUUCAAAUGACUGAUAGCCCCGAGUUGGAGGUUGAUACGAUUGGAGAUUUGGCUCCCCUUGCCCGCGCAGAAUACCUGCUACCCGAAGAAGGCGUGUCCCCAAAAUUGGAUCUCUUUGGUACUUGGGAUGCCUGGGAUUUGAUUCGCAAGACUUGUAAAUACCAUACAAGGUUGCUCGUAGCCCUGGUGAUGCCAAGACAGCUACCCCCUCUGACCGUGCAAUCGCGCUGGCACUCGGAACCCGUGCAUCUCUUGACCAUUGAUGGCUCAUGCUUUUUGAAAAACCAGAAGGGAUAUCCGGUUCUAUCCAAGGCCCACCAGUCUUUGAUUGCAAAGAUGAUGCGUCUCCGAACCGUACCUUGGAUCCUUCUCUGUGACGUGGGAUCCAUUCCUGGCAUCGAGGACACGGAAGUGGAUGGGGACGAGGAAAAUAAGUCUCCACUCUCCGGCUCCGAGUAUCCCAGCUUGUCUCAGGUGGCGGGAUCAACCAAGAAGCAUUUUGAUCCCACCCCACAUCUCUCCUAUAUUCGGAAUCUGCAACAGCGCCAACCUGCACGAACCCCCAUCGAGCGAUUUGGCGUGGGGUAUCAAGAUUAUUUGCAGGCUCCUUUGCAACCGCUUACUGUCAAUUUGGAGAGUAUCACUUAUGAAGUUUUUGAAAAGGAUCCGAUCAAAUAUGAAUGGUAUGAGCGUGCAAUCACAAAGGCACUAAGAGACUGGGCCGAUCAAAAGAAGCCAACAUCUCACCCGGAUGGAAAGGUGAUUCUUGCCGUCGUCGGUGCUGGGCGUGGACCACUUGUGACUCGAGCACUCAAGGCCAGUGAAGAGGCUGGGGUUGAACUUGAUCUAUGGGUCGUUGAAAAGAACGAAAAUGCAUUUGUUUUGUUGCAGCGACAUAACGAGACUACCUGGGGUGGCAAGGCCACAUUGGUCAAAUCUGACAUGCGGAGCUGGAAAGGACCGCUUGUGCGGCGUCAAGCAGGAGGAAAGGCCGGUCAGGACCUUGUCGGUGAAUCGUUGGGCAUCGAGGACUCCCUAUUAUAUGACCCGAAGAAGGGCGAUAAUGACCCCGGUCGAGCAUCUGAUGUACCCGAAAAAAAUGCCGCUGACCUCUCGUACACCCACGUCGACAUAGUGGUUUCUGAGUUGCUUGGGUCGUUUGCCGAUAACGAGCUGUCCCCUGAGUGCUUGGAUGGAAUUAACGAUCUCAUCAAUCCUGUGCAUGGAAUUUCCAUUCCGGCUUCAUACUCGGCCCAUUUUACGCCAGUCUCAGCCCCCAAAUUGCACUCAGAUGUGAUGAACCAGACCGUCUCUAACCCGGCCGCCCCGGAGACGCCUUACGUGGUCAUGCUACACGCUAUCGAUUUCCUGUCUUCGCAUGAAACCCCGAUUAACCCUGAUGCCGGAAGCCAAAACCCUACAAAUCGCUCUUCUGGCUCAAGCGCACCCAUUACGGCCACCGAAUUUCAAACCCCUUUCGUCCAAACAGCAUGGUCCUUUUCUCACCCGAACCGGAACAUUCCAGACCAAGCGCCAUCCUCGUCCACCAUCUCAAAUGCCCACAACGUACGACAGACCCGUCUGUCAUUCCCUGCCCAAAACCGCGGUGCAUGCCACGGCCUGGCUGGGUACUUUGAAACCGUUCUGUACGGAGACGUAGAACUGUCUACCAAUCCGGUAACCAUGGAAGAGAAGAGCGCUAGCAUGAUCAGCUGGUUCCCUAUAUACUUUCCGUUGAAGACACCCUUGAAUGUCCCUGACAACGGUGAGAUUGUUGUCACAAUGUACCGUCAAACAGACGACCGUAAGGUCUGGUAUGAGUGGAUGGUUGAGGUUUUUGCCCUGGAGCCUACCCCCGCAGCAGCGAGCAAGCGUGCCGUGCCGAUGAUGAGCGGCGCCCAGUCUGUAUCACCCAGCGUUGAAAGCCUCAAAAUCAAGGAAAACAACCAAAGAAGACCUGGAAGCACACCUGGAUAUCGUCGCGUGCGGGUUGGCAUGAGUGACCUACAUUCAAGCAUCAAGGAUGGCUGUCUGAUGUGA